This is a messenger RNA of Chrysochloris asiatica (Cape golden mole), 2415 nucleotides long. RefSeq names its product glycosyltransferase-like domain containing 1 (gene QTMAN). Bases 1 to 1371 code for a protein of 456 amino acids. Gene Ontology annotation, molecular function: glycosyltransferase activity. The transcript is spliced from 9 exons. The record is from RefSeq and is a predicted model, not a curated record. Lineage: Eukaryota; Metazoa; Chordata; Mammalia; Afrosoricida; Chrysochloridae.
AUGAGUAUUCUCAUCAUUGAAGCGUUCUAUGGAGGGUCCCAUAAACAGCUGGCGGAUCUGCUCCAAGAAGAGCUAGAAGACUGUGUCCUUUAUACCCUUCCUGCAAAGAAAUGGCACUGGAGAGCCCGGACAUCAGCUCUGUAUUUCUCUCAGAAUGUUCCUAUCAGUGAACGUUACAGGAUCCUCUUUACAAGCUCAGUGCUUAACCUGACUGAACUGGCUGCCCUUCGGCCUGACCUUGGGAAAUUGAAAAAGAUUCUCUACUUCCACGAGAACCAAUUGGUGUACCCUGUCAAGAAAUGUCAGGAGAGAGAUUUCCAAUAUGGAUACAACCAGAUUCUUUCAUGCCUGGUAGCUGACGUGGUGGUAUUCAACUCAAUGUUCAAUAUGGAGUCAUUUCUCACUUCCAUUGGAAAGUUUAUGAAGCUGAUUCCGGAUCACAGACCCAAGGAUCUCGAAAGCAUCAUCAGACCCAAGUGCCAAGUUAUUUACUUUCCCAUUAGAUUUCCUGAUGUGAGAAGAUUCAUGCCCAAGCACAAAACCACCCAUUUCAAGAAGAUGCUCAGCCUUAGACGAAAUGGUGAUGCUGCUCCAUCCAUGGCCCUUCCUUCACCACAGGAGCAAAAAGGUGCUGGAAAUGUAUUGCAGAGCAUUACUUCAGGACUUUGUGAUGCCUUCUCUGGCCUUGAAACAGCACACCAAGAAAGCGUGGGAAGCUCAUUAAUGCAAAUCGCAGACUUGAACUCAUCAGAUAAUUCAAACUCUUCUUAUAAGGAAAAGAAACAAAAUCCAACUCUGGAUUCCAGGAACAUCUUGGAUGGAGUUGAUGAUCAGCAAAGACCAUUGCAUAUUGUCUGGCCUCACAGGUGGGAACAUGAUAAAGACCCAGAGAGUUUCUUUAAGGUAUUAAUGCAUCUAAAGGACCAAGGCCUCACUUUUCAUGUAUCUGUCCUUGGAGAAACCUUCACAGAUGUCCCAGGUAUCUUUUCAGAGUCCAAAAAGGCUUUGGGAUCAUCUGUCAUACACUGGGGCUACUUACCCAACAAAGAUGACUAUUUCAAAGUACUGUGCAUGGCUGAUGUUGUCAUCUCAACAGCUAAGCAUGAAUUCUUUGGAGUGGCAAUGUUGGAAGCUGUAUAUUGUGGUUGUUACCCACUUUGUCCUAAGGAUUUGGUAUAUCCGGAAAUAUUUCCAGCUGAAUAUCUGUAUUCUACACCUGAACAGCUUUCAAAAAGGCUCCGGAAUUUCUGCAAGAGACCAGAUAUUAUAAGAAAACAUCUCUAUAAGGGUGAAAUGACUCCGUUUUCUUGGGCAGCCCUACAUGGUAAAUUCAGGUCUCUGCUUACAACAGAACCUUGGGAAGAUUUGUGACAGAUGGGGCUAAGUCACAAACUUGCAGCCUAAGGCAGAAUCUGUAGAACUUUCCAGAGUGUGCCCAUAUUUACCUGAUCAGAGAGAAAAGAAAAUCUGCAGAGGAAGCUGAGCCUGGCUGCUUGUCAUAGCUGACACAGAGCCAUCUGCCACAAACCUGUGGCGGCUUCAGAUCUCCAAUCCCUGCCACCACCCCAACUCAAAUUAAAUACAGAUUCCUAGAGACGUUAUGAUGGUUACACAUGUCCUCGGCAUCACAUGUAGGAGACUGUUCAAAAAAAAAUAUGUGGCCUGUUGUAUAACCGCACUCAUGUAUCCCAUAUGUGGUGCCACAUUGAAUUUCCGGUUGAAUCUGUUUUUAUCCUUUGUACUGGAUGACAUGGUGCCUGAAUUCUUUCUCUUCGCCGACACGAUGGCAGCCAAACUGCAGCUUCAAACGCUCGCACUUGGCUGGGUUUCUACCUAGGUUGCCAGGUUAUCAUCGGAGCCUUCUUGUGUCCUCAAAGGGCCACAGGGUCUGAAAGGAGGAGCAGAAUGCUACUUGACUAAUUGGGCAGCCAUCUCAGAAUUAUUUGUGCGAAAAAGGCUGCUUUAGCACUUUUCUUUUAGCAAAUUAAUGACUCUCCGGCACAGGGGUUUUUAAGUGAAGGUAUUAAUAAGAGGUCUGGCAGGUAUUCCCAUGAUUCACAGUGUUACAUUUGCAUUUAAUUAAUCUUAAAGAAAGUUGCAAGAUAAACAGCUGUAAUUCGAACAAACAUGGGAAGUACAGUAAGUAGAUCUAUCUCUUCCAUAAAAUGAAUACUGAGGUACUUGCUUUUAUUUUUUUAGGGCUAAAACUAGAGAAAUAAAAAUAUAUCUAACAAUACUAGCUAUUUUGAUAUAAAAUAUUCUUCAAAAUUAUUUGUACCCAGCUACAAAUACAGUCUUUUCAAGAUAAAACACUUAUAAUUCCAAUAGUCACACUGCUGUAUUUGUUGAUGUAAAGAUGUUUUGAACGGUUAGAUUGUAAAAUAAAUUUUUAAUAAAGUACCCAGUGCAAUUUUU